Messenger RNA from Meloidogyne enterolobii, 543 nucleotides. The record is from the annotation of a GenBank genome assembly. Lineage: Eukaryota; Metazoa; Nematoda; Chromadorea; Rhabditida; Meloidogynidae.
CGAAAAAUGGUUCACAUUUUAUUUGAUACAAACACUGUAAGUUAUGAUGAUUUUCUCCCAAUGAGGGGAGAUGGAGUCUCAGAUGAAUACUUCAAAGGAGCAGCUCCUUUUCAGAGAGGAUAUGGACAAAAAGGAGCCGGAGUUGGAGACAUUAUGAGAGGUAUUUGGAGAUAUUUCCUUCCAAUCAUGAAAAAAGUAGGCACUACUGUAUCAGAGGAAGCUCUAAAUACAGGUCAACGAGCACUAAGUAGGGUUAUUCAAGGAGAACCAGUAAAAGAAGCACUAGUCUCGGAAGGAAAAAAGGGAAUUGACACAGUAUUAGAGAAAGGAGGCUUACCCAAACAAUUUGGAGCUGGAAGGGGUAUAAAAAGGAAACCAGUUCCCAGUCAUCAAAAAUUUCUAAAAAGAAAAAGAUUAAGAUCUGAUACCUUUGGAUUUUAUUAAAAUGUCCUUUCAUAAAAUUGAUCGUGAUAGUAUAAAUUCUAUCACAAACGCACUAGAUUUUUUCCAAGUUCCACCUACAAAUGUAAGUAUUUCAUCGUC